UAACAUGCUGGAGUGGGGAAUGCAGUUCGCGCGCAGUCAGGCGGACCAAAGCACGUUGGCUCGCUGUUGGGGGAAAGUUUACCAGGGAGCCUGGGUUUGAUUCCCAAUAUUCUGAUUAGACCUGAUCGCUUGACGUGUUGCCCAGGCGCGUGUGUGGAGACUCACUAGCUCUUCAUCUGGACACAGAUCGCUGCCGAGGAGAUAGGAAACUUUUUUCUUGUUGGAUCGCGGGGAACUCGUGUUCGUCUGUAAGACCCCGGUAUGGAGAAGACCGGGAAGAAGUUCGUGAACUCUCGGCAGGGGGAGAGCCAGGCUGCCGAGGACUCCGCCUCCCAGGCCCGGCGAUCGUCGCGGUUGUGUUGUGCGGUGGCGUUCAACUUGUUGUUACUACUGCUGUGUGUGUUCGCUCUGGCUUGCUGUCUAGUGUUCAACGUGAAACUUUUAGGUCUGCAGGACAGAGUACGGGACUUAGAGGCGGAGUGUGGCAGUGGUCUCUCCGAGGACCGCUUGUCGGAACUCGUCGAAUCCCGAGUAGAGAAGCUCUUCGCUGAGAAAUUGGAGACACAUUUGGCCAGACAUCGAAGAGAACGAGAAACAACGGAGUGCAAAUGCCCGCCCGGUCCCCCGGGUAGAAGAGGGAAGAGAGGCAGAAAAGGAGAUACAGGUGACCCAGGCCCACCAGGCAAAAAUGGCUUUCCGGGAGGCAUUGGUCUACCAGGGGUUCCAGGGAAAAAGGGGGAAAGAGGGUAUCCUGGGUUUAAGGGGGAUAAAGGAUACAGGGGAGACCAGGGUCUGGAUGGGGUUUGCCUACCUGGACCACCAGGCAUGUCAGGAGCAAAGGGAGACAGAGGAUACCCAGGAUUUCCGGGUCCUAUCGGCCUGGAUGGAAGACCUGGUGCACCUGGACCAAAGGGACUUACUGGAGAACCUGGGUUUCCUGGUCGAGAUGGUCAGCAGGGUGAGCCUGGUCCUCCCGGCCCUAAGGGUCCACCAGGCAUUCCUAUAAGCUCUACUGGAACGAUUGUCCAAAUCAAGGGAGAAAAGGGAGACCCAGGAAAGCCAGGCUUGAUGGGACCUCCAGGGGUACCGGGAGUCCAAGGUCCUUCGGGGAUACGAGGUAUAGAUGGCGUACCUGGAAGGAAUGGAGUAAAGGGAGAGGUGGGUGAACAGGGUUUACCUGGAAAAGCAGGGACACCGGGAGAACCUGGUGAGCCUGGGGAGAAUGGAUAUCCUGGCAGCCGGGGUCUACCUGGGCCAAAGGGUGACAGAGGUGACAUGGGUCUGCCUGGUUCCAAUGGAGCUGCAGGAAUACAGGGUCCGGCAGGAGACACAGGACCCAUGGGGCCACCUGGCCUGAAGGGUGACCCUGGUGAGAAGGGAGACAAGGGAGACCAGGGAGACAGGGGAGAGAAGGGUGAAAUGGGCGGAGUCAAGUUCUCAGGAGAGGAUAACGUGUUCACUGAUGUCAUUGGCCCUCUCAAUAAUCCUGGUCCCCAGGGUCGGCAAUUCCCUGGCCUGACUUUGCGUGGACGCCCUGGCCCACCUGGUCCACCUGGAGCACCUGGCCCUAAGGGUGAUAUGGGCUUGCCUGGAACCCCUGGCAUAGAUGGCAGAAAGGGCCGCCCUGGUGCUGACGGUGUCCCUGGCAAAGAUGGCGACCCUGGCCUACGAGGACCACCUGGCCUGCCUGGCAUCGGAGUGAAGGGUGACCGAGGAGAGAUGGGUCUGCCUGGACCUCCUGGCGAUAAAGGUGAAGCUGGCAACGAUGGUGCAGAAGGCCCCCCUGGACCUGCGGGUGCUCCUGGGAAAAAGUUCUCCUAUCAGGGUGAUGCAGGAGAGGGGACUGCUGGUCGUACAGUAAUGAUGCCAGGUCCAAGAGGCCCUCCAGGACCAAUGGGAGCUCAGGGAUUAAGGGGAGAGCCAGGACCUAAGGGAGAAGUGGGAGACACAGGGAAAACUGGACCAAUGGGUCCGGCGGGUGCAAUGGGACCAGCUGGGGAAAAGGGAGACAGAGGACCCAUGGGGCUACCUGGCCCUGCCGGGAUAGGGAAAGCUGGCGAACCGGGCAAGGAUGGAUUGCCUGGUCCUCCGGGAGCACCUGGCAUGGUCGGACCUAAGGGUUCAAGGGGUGAUGAUGGACAGAAUGGGGAGAGAGGAGAUCCUGGAAUUCCCGGAAUAAAUGGAAUUCCAGGUCCCAAGGGAGAUCCUGGCCCACCAGCACAGAAGGGUGAUAAGGGAGAGAGAGGUAGAAGAGGCAAGAGGGGUCUCCAGGGUCAGAAGGGUGAACCGGGACCGCCGGGCUUGGACGCUCCGUGUCCAUUGGGAGAAGACGGAUUGCCGCUGGCCGGGUGCUGGCAGAAGUAAUAUACUGAUGUGCCCAGCAUGAGGAAUGUAUAUAAGCACGUGGAAUGCCAAAAGAGACUAUUUUUAUUCUAUUUUAUUUGAAGCAAUACGUAACAAAAACUGUAUAAAGCAAUAUUUUGUCUGGAAAGAGGAAAUGAUUUUAUUUAUACUACCUGUUCUCAAUACCAUGUGCUAAGUUAUUUCAGUUGGUGCCGACCUGACCAAAAUGUUCAAUCUUGCUUGUCCAAACUUGGGAAAAUGAGGACUGGUACUCGUGGCGCAUGACUGGCGUACGUGAGGCUUGUGCAAGCAGCCAUAUUGUUCCUCUGUUGAUGCUAAAGCAGUUAGUUGACUGAAACAGCAGAUAUAUAUUUUUUCCUGAGUCCUAGAUUUCUACAUGAUAUGAAAUGGCCAACACUAACACCGUGCCAGUCUGUUUAUUAUUUAUUGGCUUCUCUCAUUGUCCCCUCAUCAUUCCCAAAAGGUUAACAACUAAUUUUGAUCCAUUUGAUUGACAGUCGCUGAUUAACCAAGGUUAGGCAUUUUGGUCUGGUCUGAGUAUCGUCUAGCUGAGUUGUAACGUGGCAGUCAUGUACACUGACAAAGUACUAAUGGCAUUAGGACCUAGGGGGCUAGACAUUUGGUGCUGCAUGGUUCCAACAAAUUACUAACAGGAAAACAGCUGAACAAUGUAGUCAAGUAACUUAGUAAUAAUUCCCUUCGUCCGUAAUUUUUUCAGGGAUUCUUUAUAAUUGAGACGAAAGGAGACAGGUACAUAGUUUGAGAAAGUCAAACUUCGGUGCACCAACCCAAAAUUCCUCAGUCUGGACAUAUCGAGAUAUUACAGCAAAAAAAAAUCACCAUUCAAUGUUCAUCGCAUUCCCUCAUGCAUAUUCAUGGUGUAACGGUGGUGGCAUGACGGGAGCUGUUUUGCUGAUGUUGCAUCUGACAAUCAAACGAAGAUCCCGAGACAGAGAAAGAGCGGAAACGUUGAUGGACAUGUGAAGUUAGGUAUGUUAGGGUCUGGACUGUGGGGCCGAGGGAGGAAACAAAGUCAAGCAAGAGCAGAACAAGGACCUUCCAGCUGGUGGCAACACCGAUGACAGCUCAUCCAGGGGUUGAUAGACAUUAUCAAGGACUCAUUGGUACAUUAGUGGCUGUUUUCCUAUGUAUUUUUAUGAUGGCACCAUAUUAUGUCAGUAUAGCACCCUUAUCAUGUUUGUUCCUCGACAAGAUCACGGGUGUCAUAGCAGCAAGAACACACUAGAAACAGCAACCAAGGUACUUCACUGUAUAUGUACUCAAGUGUUGUUCUGAAAGAUAACCAGUCCAGCAGGUUAACAGCUUGAAGAGUAUCAGGCUGAUCCUGUGACACCUUUGUGACUCCAGACACAUUUCUUUUGGUCAUUCCAUUGCUGUUGUUUCAACACUGAAAACCUCUCUUCAGUGACUUGGGUGUCUUGGACAUCCCACGGAAGAUACAUUUUUUUUUCAUUAAAAAAAUGUUUGAAACUUUGAUUGAAAGAGACCAUCUGAAAGUGUUGCUGUUGGCACAUUGGCCAAUGGCAGCAUCAAGUAGAUUUACUUGGUUUGACUUUGUAAAUUUCUCAGAGACGCAUAUUUUGUGGCGUACGCACAAGCACUACAGAGGAAAUACUUCUGGUUGUUUCAGUGGAAAGUGAUUUAUCUUGGUUUAACCGAAUAAAAUUUGAGUACACUUUGAUCCCGAAUGUUCACGACUUCAGUGUACAUUCACGUUUUUAGGCCAACAACUGUGGCUUUGGUCCAGUAUUGCCUAGGUGUUUUGCAACAGCACAGAAUUCUAAGUUUACCGUAGUUCACUGAGCCUAGCUUAACACCUGUAUCCAACCUAGUGUAAGCUAUAACAAACUUUGCAUUUGUUUAAAAGCAGCAUUUAUCUAGUUACACCUGGCUUUGACAGGUCUUAUUUUAUGACCAGUGGUGAUAUGUCUGAAAAAAGAAGUUGUAAACAUUUUGUAAAUAUGGAGAAUUUAGUGAUAGUUGUGGUAGUGUUUUUUACGUACAGUUAAGAGGAAGGUGCGAGAUGGUAGAAAUCAACUAACCUAUUGAAUACAUCUAUAAUCUAUGUACAUAAGAUUUUAUUGGUGUAUUGCUCAAGAAGUGAGCAUUUUACAUUUACUGCGUAUGCCCAACUUAUUUAUCAGGAGGUCUGAUGCCUUUUUUGUAGCUUCUGUUCAUACCAUAGCUUUCAUUGUUGUAUACGUAAGAAGUUCGUAUUUAUUUUAAAAGAAACAGCACAUGUUCAGCUAGGUUUUAUCUGUUUGUGGAGAGGAUUUUUGAGCAGAUUGUACUUUUUAAAGUGAACAGUAUGGUGCUGAUGAAUGUAGACUAAAUGUUAUACACUUGUACUAGAAAAUCGGUGUUGGGUAACUUGCUGAUGUAUUGUCAGUCAACUGGGCUUCUACUUCUAGAGAGUUCUUGGUGAUAGUAGAUUCAACUCGCCUUUCCUUACUAUGGUUGGGUUAAAGAAGAAAAGGUAAAAUCCAAGCAACAUAAAAAAAACUGAUGCUAUUCCUUGAGAGUCUGAUGACCACCUGUACUUAAAAGCAUUUGUUUGUAAUGAACAAUACUGAGACAUUCUACUUGCAAAAUGCAUUAGUUGCUCUUGAAUGUCCUUUUGUACUACAUUGUUUGUCCAGCUUGCAGCUUUGGACAUCAUGUUUUAUUGCAGAUAGCAAUGAAAUCUGUGCUAAUGGUAUAAAAGAACCAUUAUGAAAUAAGCUCUAUGGUUGUGAAAAAACACACAACAUAUUGAAGAACAUGUCACAUGUUGUUGUCGUUCUGUAAACAUGCCAGACAUGGAAGAAGACUUUGUUGUAUUUUUUUUUUUUGGUAUUCAGCAGACCAGCAAGUGCAUGGGGUCGUAGUGUGAAUGUAAUUGUGAAUGUUGUAUUUACAGCGUGAAUGUUUCUAUGUUUUGUCGUUGAGAGUGUAUAUCGAUGAUGAGUCUAGCCUGCCAGUACUGAAUAGCCAGUCAGCGUUCUAGCAAUGUUGUUUACCAAACCCAGCCAUAGCGGUAAUGUAAUGUAGUUGCAGCAGACACAAACUGCCAAUACAUUGUAGCUCUAAACAUGUAGCUAACGGUAAUGAUGUUGUAUCUCUGUAUUGAACAUUAACGUUAAUGAGGUAAUGUUUCUUUUCUACAAUAAACUGUAUCAUUGUUCAGAUA
Molecule: messenger RNA, 5554 nt
Organism: Branchiostoma belcheri (Belcher's lancelet)
Lineage: Eukaryota; Metazoa; Chordata; Leptocardii; Amphioxiformes; Branchiostomatidae
Product: collagen alpha-1(XXIII) chain-like
Exons: 42
Coding region: 262-2364 (700 amino acids)
Source: RefSeq, a predicted model, not a curated record